This is a messenger RNA of Melanotaenia boesemani (Boeseman's rainbowfish), 2908 nucleotides long. Its product is annotated as serine/threonine-protein kinase DCLK1-like. Gene Ontology annotation, molecular function: protein kinase activity; ATP binding. Bases 631 to 2811 code for a protein of 726 amino acids. Gene Ontology annotation, biological process: protein phosphorylation; intracellular signal transduction. The transcript has 17 exons. NCBI's taxonomy places the organism in Eukaryota, Metazoa, Chordata, Actinopteri, Atheriniformes, Melanotaeniidae. The record is from RefSeq and is a predicted model, not a curated record.
UUUCCAAACAAAUAAAUGUAUCUGAAUAUUAGAAGUUGUAUGCUAUGUUUACUUAGCUGUUAACUGAAAAGUAGAAAGACAUUACAUAAACGAUAAAACAAACACUAGAGCAACGUAUCUGAUUUUAAGAAAAAAAAAUAUAGUUUGUCAGCAUUCUGCUAGCCUGUUUGUAAUUUUUAAAUACAAAUAAUAGCUCAAAGCUUUCAGAACGGUUAGCCUUGGGUUAAUGAGUUAACACUUUUUUCAAUGGUGUGUUUAUGAUCUAUGAUUAAUAUAAUAGAAGUCCUUAAAUACACGAGAAAGGUUAUUCCAGUGACCGCGCAUCCCACACGCAGCGACGUUUCUGUGUGCGCGCUUCAACAGCAUCGGGCGCGAGGCAGGCUGACACCAGAGCGGUCCGAUAAAUCACUGCAAUGGAGUAGGGGAGGGUGGAGGAGGACACCGGCUGCCCUGCCUCCAAUCUGCAUGUGAGCACGCUGCAGAGCAGACACACGGCAGGAAGGCAGGGCUCCAUCACAGGGCAACAAAGGGACGCAUGGUUCAUCAAUAAUAAAAGAUUAUCUGAGACACGUUGCGUUCAUAGGUACCCGUUUGACUGCAUCCGUACUCACCUUGAAGCACAUCACAGUCAUGGAGCUGGAGCACUUUGAUGAGCGGGACAAGGCUCAGAGAUACACUCGAAGGGGCUCAAGAGGAAAUGGGCUCCCCAGCCCCACUCAUAGUGCCCACUGCAGCCUGUACAGAACCAGAACACUGCAAGCACUGAGCUCAGAAAAGAAGGCCAAGAAGAUCCGUUUCUACCGCAAUGGGGACCGAUAUUUCAAAGGAAUUGUGUAUGCCAUUUCUCAGGACAGAUUUAGGUCUCUGGAAGCCCUCCUUGCUGACCUCACAAGAUGUCUGUCAGAUAAUGUCAACCUGCCCCAAGGAGUACGGACCAUAUAUUCCAUUGAUGGUUUAGCAAGGAUCACCAGCAUGGACCAGCUGGUGGAAGGCGAGAGCUAUGUUUGUGCUUCAAUAGAGCCCUAUAAGAAGCUGGACUACACAAAGAACGUAAAUCCCAACUGGUCACUUGGUGCCAGGACUGCUGUGUCUGUCCGUGAUCCUUCUUCCCUUGGUAGUGCCAAGACUGGAUCCCCAGAAACCAGAGAGAACAAAGAAUUCAUAAGGCCUAAACUGGUAACAAUUGUUCGAAGUGGAGUAAAACCACGCAAGGCUGUACGGAUUUUGCUCAACAAGAAGACUGCACACUCGUUUGAGCAGGUUAUGACUGACGUCACAGAUGCCAUUAAGCUCGACUCUGGAGUCGUCAAAAGGCUAUAUACUGUUGAUGGGAAAAUGGUCACCUGCCUUCAGGACUUUUUUGGCGAAGAUGAUAUAUUCUUUGCUUGUGGCCCUGAAAAAUUCCGCUACCAAGAUGACUUCAAUUUGGAUGAAACUGAAUGCAGAGUGGCAAAGUCUGCAUCAUAUGGUCGCCUCCCCACAGUGCAAGGUCGCUCUUCCCCAAGAGGCGGUGGGAUGUCCCGCAGAAGCAAGUCUCCCUCAUCGCCUAGUUCAGCUAAUGGCACUGCGGGCAGUCAGCUGUCCACACCUCGAUCUGGAAAAUCUCCAAGCCCCUCUCCAACCAGUCCAGCAAGCCUCCGAAGACGACAGGGAUCUCAAUAUAGUGGUUCUUCACUCUCACUGGCCUCUACCAAGGUAUGCAGCUCAAUGGAUGAAGGAGAUGGGCUUGGCAGUGAGGCUGAGUUGGUGCAUGAGUGGUCCUCAGUUCCUGUCUCCAUAGCAGACAGGUACAAAGUGGGGAGGACUUUAGGGAACGGGAACUUUGCUGUUGUCCGUGAAUGUGUGGAGAGGUCUACUGGAAGAGAGUAUGCUCUCAAAAUAAUCAGCAAAGAUAAAUGCAGGGGAAAGGAGCACAUGAUACAGAGUGAAGUAUCCAUCCUUCGGCGUGUGAAACAUCCAAAUAUUGUACUCUUAAUUGAAGAAAUGGACACCUCAAAUGAGCUGUAUCUUGUAAUGGAGCUGGUUAAGGGGGGAGACCUCUUUGAUGCCAUUACUUCCUCUAACAAAUACACUGAGAGAGAUGCCAGCUGUAUGCUGUUCAACCUGGCAAGUGCUAUCAAAUACCUUCAUAGUCUCAAUAUUGUCCACAGAGAUAUAAAACCAGAAAAUCUAUUGGUGUAUGAGCAUCAGGAUGGUAGUAAAUCUCUGAAGUUGGGUGACUUUGGCUUGGCUACUGUCGUGAAUGGACCUCUUUAUGCUGUGUGUGGCACACCCACCUAUGUAGCACCAGAAAUUGUUGCUGAAACAGGGUAUGGCCUCAAGGUGGAUAUUUGGGCAGCUGGUGUCAUCACUUACAUACUACUCUGUGGUUUUCCUCCUUUUCGUUGCAAUGGUGAAGACCAGGAGGCUCUCUUUGAACAAAUUUUGAAGGGACAGGUUGAUUUUCCAGCACCAUAUUGGGACAACAUUUCAGAUGCUGCCAGGGGUCUAAUCACUGGGAUGCUGCAGGUAGUGGUGGUUCAAAGAUACACUGCUGUACAAGUGCUUGAUCACCCAUGGGUUAAUGGUGAUGCUGUACUGGAGAGAGAGCACCAGCUUCCUGUGGCUGGGAAAAUCAAAAAGCAUUUCAAUACUGGACCCAAGCCCAACAGCACUACAGCUGGCGUGUCUAUUAUAACGCCGGACCAGGACUUUACCAUCCAGAAGUCAGGGUCUUUGGACCACAACCAGCAUCCAGGAUUGUACUGGAUAAGACCACGCCACUUGAUAAAGAGAAGCAAGUUUUCAGACGAAGACGCCACCAGGAUGUAAAGCUUACCCCCCAUCUCCCUCACGGUAUUGGUGCCAGCAUGUCCCACAGUGCCAAACCUGUCCUCUCCCCUGCUGAAUUUACCUCCGAGUCUGAAGA